Molecule: messenger RNA, 668 nt
Organism: Symbiodinium sp. CCMP2592
Lineage: Eukaryota; Dinophyceae; Suessiales; Symbiodiniaceae
Source: the annotation of a GenBank genome assembly
GCGUGCAGCCCCGCUUGCUGCCAGCACGCUUGAAGAAAGGCCUGGAUCGUGUGAAAGAAGAUCCAAGGGUUGUUUCUCUGCUUGCCGCAGCGGACCUGGACUUCUCUGCCUGCGUUGAGAGCCCCGGCCUACUCUCCGACUUGGACGAGAGCAGCUUGGGAGGGCAACUCGAUCCUUUCGGCGAGCUUGACUUGAGCGUGAUGGACCUCCUGGUUCGCCGUGCAUUGGCAUUCUCCCUUGUCAAGGCCAGCUUUACAGAUCCGCUGCCACUCGAAAAGCUGGCUGUGGCGGUUUCGCAGAAGUACUCCUCCGUCGGCGACAUGAAGAAGGCUUCUGAAGGAGAUGAGUUCAUGUUCGUGGCGGAAGAGGUGGCCUCUGCGCUCAGGAUGGAACCUGCUAAGAUCAUCCUGGCCGAGGUGGAGGGCGGCGACAUCGAAGAAGAUAUGGACUCGUUGAAUUUCGGGCUCUUCACGCGGAAGCCUUCCCCAACGAAGCUUCUGUACCAGUCUGUGCCGGUGAUAUGGGUAACACUGAUCAACAUGUGGCCGGGUUUGCUGUCUCAGUACCUCCAAAUGAUUUGGUGCCAACCGGUGCAGGAGGAGACCGGAGUGGUUCAGCGGCUCCUCCCCCAUCCUGACCUGCAGUGCUGGAUGCUCCAGCUUGAUUGA